AUGAGUGGACAAGUGGGUGACCUGAGCCCAUCCCAGGAGAAGUCACUGGCUCAGUUUCGGGUCAAUGUCCAGGAUGUGCUAUCUGCCUUGCCCAAUGCUGAUGACUCCUUCCUCCUGCGCUGGCUCCGAGCUCGGAGCUUUGACCUGCAAAAAUCAGAGGACAUGCUGCGGAAGCACAUGGAGUUCCGGAAGCAACAAGACCUGGACAACAUCCUUGCAUGGCAGCCUCCUGAGGUCGUCAAGAUAUACGGCGCUAAUAGCAUCUGUGGCCAUGACCGUGAGGGUGGCCCCCUCUGGUACCACAUCGCAGGAAGCCUGGACGUCAAGGGCCUCUUCCUCUCCGCCUCCAAACAGGAUCUGCUCAGGGACAAGUUCCAGAACUGUGAGCUGCUCCUGCACCAAUGUGAACUGCAGACUCAGAAGUUGGGAAAGAAGGUGGAGAAAAUCACAGCCAUUGUUGAUUUGGAGGGGCUGAGCCUGCGGCAUUUGUGGAAGCCAGGAGUGGAGUUUGCUCAGGAGUUUCUCUCUGCACUCGAGGCAAAUUACCCUGAGAUUUUGAAGCAUAUAAUUAUUGUGAGACCCCCUAGCCUGUUUGCUGUGGCCUUCAACCUGAUUAAGUCCUACAUGAGUAAGGAGACAAGCAGGAAGGUGGUGAUUCUGGGAGACAACUGGAAGCAGGAGCUGUCAAAGUUCAUCAGCCCCGACCAGCUGCCUGUGGAGUUUGGAGGGACUCUAACUGAUCCAGAUGGCAACCCCAAGUGCAUAACUAAGAUCAACUACGGGGGUGAGGUGCCCAAGAGCUACCACCUGUGCAAGCAGGUGAGGAUGCAGUAUGAGCACACAGUGACCGUGGGCCGUGGCUCCUCCCAGCACGUGGAGAAUGAGAUCCUGUUCCCAGGCUGUGUGCUCAGGUGGCAAUUUGCAUCAGAUGGUGGAGACAUUGGCUUUGGGGUUUUCCUGAAGACCAAGAUAGGGGAGCGGCAGAGCGCUGGGGAGAUGACAGAGGUGCUGCCCAGCCAGCGCUACAAUGCCCACCUGGUGCCUGAGGAUGGGAGCCUCACCUGCCUCAAGACUGGUGUCUAUGUCUUAAGGUUCGACAACACCUACAGCCUGGUUCAUUCUAAACACAUCAGCUACACCGUGGAAGUGCUACUCCCAGACCAAACCUUCAUGGAAAAGGUGGAGAAAUUCUAGGCAAACCUUUCGGUUCCACAUCCUCCUCUUUGAUCUCUGAAUCCUCAGUGAGUUCAUGGCCUUCCCUGGUCAGACCCCUGUCCAACCUCUCCAAAAAUAGGGAUCCCACUCUAGCAGGUUGCAGCCUUGCCAUCACAACUGGCCUGUUCCUCAGGAGCUGUUGGGGUGGUGGUCUAGUGGAGGCCAGGUGGCCCAACAAAGCAACAUAGAUAUUCUAUCCUUACUCCUAUCUCCUACGACCUUGAACUCUGAAUCAAAAACCCCAGGCCUUUUUCUAUGAACUGAUACUGAGAAAUGAGUUGCCAUUCUAAAAUAAAGUAUAUCAGUAGAAAAUUGGAGGUAUAGUGGGAUGAAAAGAUUGAUAAAUGAUUUUCAUUGAAAAACUAGUUUAGUUUUUCAAUGAGGGGUGUAGUUCAGUGGUACAGUGCUUGCCUAGCAGACACAAAGCCCUGGAUUCAAUCCCCAGCACUAUAUAUAUAUAUAUGACUCAGUUCUGAUAAGGGGAGAUGCUAUAACAUGGUAGACAACAUUUUCAGCCAUGAGAUGUAAAGAAAGGAAAAAACUCGAGCCAAGAGCAUUUAUUAUGACCUCAAUGGGGAGGAAUGGGCCAGGUAGGGCAAGCAGGCUUAUGAUUUGCUAGUCUGAAUACUUUUAGCAUACUCUUGAGUACAAUCCUUAAUCAUCUGGUACGUGGUCCUGGUCCUGGGAUAAUUAAGGCAGAUGGAUAGUGGCCCAGAGAGUGAGAGCCUGGGAAAGGAGAUGGUUGGAAUGUGAGCUUAUAUCACUUGGUUUGUAUUUGGAAAGCUUGCUUGUGAACAUGUUGUUUACUCUCUAGGAAUUGGUUAACACUUGGAGGGACAGUCCUUCCAGGGUCAACAAGGCCCCAGGUAUCAAUGCAUCAGAAUAUUGAACAUGGAUUACAUGAUUAACACAGUUACCCAUCAAGUGGUUGAACAAUCAGCUUCUAAUGCAAAUCCAACCUCACAGUUUUCCCAUUUAGAAAGAAUUUUGGAAGUCAAUUCCAUCUUCCAUAUAUAUUCUCACUCCCAGUGUUACGGCCUCUGAAAAAUUUUCUACCCUCUGGGUCUCCAAGCUUCUGAUUGCAAUUUUAGCCUAAGUCUGAAACUCAAUGAGUGUGAGGUCCCACAGUGCUACUAGGAUAGCAUUGUCCUGCCAUCAAGCCUCUUUGCCUCUGGCAGUGCCGUGCCAUUAACAGAGAUUCUGACCAAGCAUCACUCCUGCUGCCACUGCUGUGUGCACAAUGUUGCCCUAGCUUGUCCUAAUGUCCAGUCAUUUGUCAAAGUAUUUCCCUAAUUGGUCAUUUUCCAGAAAUUCUGGCCCCAAAUGGAAAUGUGGCCCUUCAGAAGGCCUUAUUCUCAGUGAUUCCACAUUGGCUCACCAUCUACCCUUACUUAACAAUCUACUGCAAAAUUUUGACAGCAAGUUUACUUAGUGGAUUCUGAAAUCUGAUGCCUGGUUCCUUUAUCUUCCUUGAUUCUGAUAUGCUCAUACCCACCAUAUUCCCCUGCACAGAUGGCACCAAGGAGCAGGGCACAUGCCUGGGGGCUGCAACCUAGCUGUUGAAGGGAGGGCACUGGGAGGCAAAGGUGAAGACAGAAAGGUCUCUCUGCCUCUGGCCCUUUGGCCCCAUGAUCUGCUCCAGCCCCACAACUUCCACAGGUUGAUGGCUAGUGCUCACAACUGGUCCUGACUACUUCCUCUCCCUCCCACUAUCCUCCAACCCAAAGCCUCCACUCAGCCUUCACCAGCCCUCAUCCCUAUCUUUGCUCAAUCUGUCCUUCUACCCAAAAGACCCACUGUUUCCCACUGUCCAAAUUUUCUGAUUCAGCAAUUCAAUUAUGCUGAAUCAGAAUUAGGAUGCACAGGUGACCUAUAAUUUGAACCGGUGAGAUUCUCCCUUUUCAACUGCUCAAUUCAUUGAGCUUUGACAAGCACAUACAUACCGCCACCAUAAAUGACAUGUUGAGCAGCUCUGCCACCCCCUCAAUUCCCUCACGCUUCUCCUUUGGAGUCAGACCCUCCUCUUACCCUACCUUGAGCAACCAUUGAUCUGUUCUUUAUCUCUACAGUUCUGAAUUUCCCAGAAUGCAAAAUAAAUGAGAUCAUUUGAUAUAUGUUUUUUUUUUGAUAUGCUUUUCACUCACCAUGAUACCUAUGAAAUUUAAACACGCUGUUGUAUACACAAGUGAUCGACUCUUUUUUGCAACUGAGCAGUAUUCCAUUGUGUGGAUAUAUAUGUGAAUGUACGAUGCUACUUAUCCAUUCUCCAGUUGAAGGCUAGUUGACUUGUUUCCAAUCUGGUGUGAUUAUUAAAAAAGCUGCUGUAAGCAUUCAUAUUUAGUUUUUUUUUUCAUGAUUGAAAGUUUUU
This is a messenger RNA of Ictidomys tridecemlineatus (thirteen-lined ground squirrel), 3583 nucleotides long. Its product is annotated as SEC14-like protein 6. The record is from RefSeq and is a predicted model, not a curated record. Gene Ontology annotation, cellular component: cytoplasm. Lineage: Eukaryota; Metazoa; Chordata; Mammalia; Rodentia; Sciuridae.